Messenger RNA from Gongylonema pulchrum, 420 nucleotides. Lineage: Eukaryota; Metazoa; Nematoda; Chromadorea; Rhabditida; Gongylonematidae. The record is from the annotation of a GenBank genome assembly.
AUGUCCUUCAUUUUCUUUUCGAAGAAAACCAAAAAAUCGAACCAGAAUGGUAUUUAUUUCAUUUUUCUUUAGUAUUGUCCUGUGAUCCCCACAGUACUGGUGAAUGGUGCCGAAGGUAUUGGUACAGCUUGGUCAACGAAAGUACCCUGUUACAAUCCACGUGAAAUUGUCGAUAAUAUUCGAGCGAUGAUUAAUGGCGAAGAACCGAAACCUCUGGCACCUUGGUAUAAAAAUUUUCGUGGUACCAUCGAGCAGUUGGAUGAACAGCGAUUUGUUUGUAACGGUGAAAUUGCGAUCAUCGACAAUGAAACAAUUGAAAUCACCGAACUGCCAAUUCGUACAUGGACACAAACAUACAAGGAAACUGUUUUGGUACCAAUGCUUGAUGGCAAUGAUAAACAGCCAGCUAUUAUAACGUAA